This is a messenger RNA of Pleuronectes platessa (European plaice), 5402 nucleotides long. RefSeq names its product F-box and leucine-rich repeat protein 16 (gene fbxl16). The transcript has 7 exons. Lineage: Eukaryota; Metazoa; Chordata; Actinopteri; Pleuronectiformes; Pleuronectidae. Gene Ontology annotation, biological process: SCF-dependent proteasomal ubiquitin-dependent protein catabolic process. Gene Ontology annotation, cellular component: SCF ubiquitin ligase complex. The coding region runs from base 354 to 1865 and encodes 503 amino acids. The record is from RefSeq and is a predicted model, not a curated record. Gene Ontology annotation, molecular function: protein binding.
AUUACGGGACAGAGAGGGCCAUUCUGCUGUGGACGACGACUAGAAGAUCGAAAACACAACAAAAAGCCGCUUUGCUUGGAUCUUCACAUUCCUGCAGAGGAGGCCGUGCAUCGGUUCAUAUCUAAGUUCGACGGAUCCUGAUUGUGGACCCGGUUGCUCUUCUUGUAUGUAUGGGCUCGGUAGGCGCAUCCCUCGGAUCCUGAUAGUACACAACGAGCAGCAUCUUAAUCGAUAUCUGUUUCCACAAUCCCUGCGCUGGAACAUUGAAGGAAACGUGAUAAAGGGGCAGCGGUGAAAACAGCGUGUUGAUCAUGGAUUAAUGACUGAGUGAAUUUUCAUCUGAGAGGUUCCCAAUGUUGAACAUGUCCACCCCCAGCGAGCUGAAGUCUGCCUGUGUGACUCGCAACGGAAUGGUGAAGUUGCCCAACGGUCAGCCCAACGGUCUGGGUAGUGCGAGUAUCACCAAAGGGACACCUGCUGCCAAAAACCGCCUGUGCCAGUCCUCAUCUGUACCCUCCAUCCUGCCUACACCAACAUCAUCCCUUCCCUACCACCACCACCACCUGGACGGCCCUGGCAUGCCCCACUCAGCAGCCUCUCUUUUGGGCACUGACAUGGAGCCUGGAAAGCCUCUGGUAGGCUUGAAGCCAUCCCUUCGCCAGCUUCCCCCUCUCACUCUACCCAAACCCAUGCUGCUGGAGCGCCAGCUUGUCCUGGAUGAGAAGUUGCUUAACCGACUGCUCUGGUAUUUUACCACAGGUGAAAAAUGUGUGCUGGCACAAGUAUGCAAGACAUGGCGAAAGGUGCUAUAUCAGCCUAAGUUCUGGGAGGGUGUGACACCUAUCUUGCAUGCCAAGGAGCUCUACACCCUACUGCCCAACGGGGAGAAGGAGUUUGUCAGUCUACAGGCUUUCGCCCUACGUGGUUUCCAGUCUUUCUGCUUAGUGGGCGUGUCAGACCUGGACAUUUGUGAGUUCAUCGAUAACUACCCACUGUCCAAGAAGGGUGUCCGCUCAGUCAGCCUCAAGAGGUCCACCAUUACAGAUGCCGGUUUGGAGGUCAUGUUGGAGCAAAUGCAAGGACUGAUACAUCUUGAACUGUCAGGCUGCAAUGACUUCACAGAGGCUGGCCUGUGGUCUAGUCUGAAUGCCCGUCUAACUUCCCUCAGUGUCAGUGACUGCAUCAAUGUGGCGGAUGACGCCAUUGCUGCUAUCUCACAGCUCCUACCCAACUUAUCAGAGUUGAGUCUGCAGGCUUACCACGUCACUGACACAGCCAUGGCCUACUUCACAGCCAAACAGGGCUACACCACCCACACUCUGCGGCUACACUCCUGUUGGGAGAUCACCAAUCACGGUGUGGUCAACAUGGUGCACAGCCUUCCAAACCUGACUGCCCUCAGCCUCUCUGGCUGCUCCAAGAUCACAGAUGAUGGUGUGGAGCUGGUUGCUGAGAACCUGCGUAAGCUCCGCAGCCUGGAUUUAUCCUGGUGCCCUCGGAUCACUGACAUGGCCCUGGAGUACAUUGCCUGUGACCUGCAUAAACUGGAAGAACUGGUGCUGGACAGGUGCGUGCGGAUUACAGACACUGGUUUAGGCUACUUAUCCACCAUGUCAUCAUUAAGGAGCCUCUAUUUGCGCUGGUGUUGUCAGGUGCAAGAUUUUGGACUGCAGCAUUUGUUUGGAAUGAGGAGUCUUCGUCUUCUGUCCCUUGCAGGCUGCCCCCUGCUGACCACCACCGGUCUGUCAGGCCUCAUCCAAUUGCAAGAACUGGAGGAGCUGGAGCUGACCAACUGUCCCGGAGCCACUGCAGAGCUCUUCAAAUACUAUUCGCAGCACCUGCCCCACUGCAUGGUCAUCGAGUAAGACCAAUGACAACUAACCAACCGGCUGACCAGCCGCCAUGCUUCAACCUUCCUCCUGUUUACUCUUUCACCUUUUUCCCCAAAUGCUAACCAGGAGACCGAACUGAUCCUAUAGUAAUUCCUCAUUACCUGUCCCCCUACCCCACGUCUUCCUCCACACCCAUUGAGAAGACUGACCCACAGGUGGACAGAGGUAGGAAGGCAGAUCAUGGUACAUGCCAGUCAACAGAGGAUGAUGGGAUGGUGUUUGAGCUUCAUUUAAGAAGAUAAUGGCGUGAAGAGCUUGGUGUGACGUCUUGUCUGACAAGUUUCUUUUUCAGGAUUUAUAACAGGUUUUUGUUUGCCGACAAGAGCUUCUCUACAGACAGAUUUUUUUCCCCAGCUGAAUGGAUACUGAAGGGAAUAACAUUCACAGAUAAAUAUGCAGUGUGAAGAAAUUUGAAAAAGAUAAAUAGACCUUUGUGUUUGAGCUGGAAUGGUGGAACUCACACAUGCGCCCAUACACAUAUUGUACAUGGUAAGUGAACAAAUGUAAGUCUUCAAGACAAUGAGUACUGAUAUUUUUAUUUCCAUCAGUCUGUGUAGUAAACUGCUGGUUUUCCUUUUCUCAGAGGGUAUCAUAGGUAGACUAUUCUUUUUGUAGAAUGCCCAUGUCAACUGGAGAGACAAGAGAGGACAAAAGAUGCAGUUCAGGACAUUUUUCUCUGUGUGUCAUGGACUCACAUCUUUUUGGGAUACCACCAUUUUUUCCAUUUUUAUUUCAUGUCUUAUAAGAAAUCAAAAAAGGAGAAUCUGAAACCCAACUGCUUUCAUUGUUCUUUGUGUUGAAAUUGCACGCAAUUUUUUUCUCUUGAUCCUCCUGUCUUAAUUUUUUGUAUACAUAUAUUUUAAUUUACAAAUCUGCAGGAGAAGCUGUCAUACAUUAUGGAUGUUUUCUUUAAAGGGUAAACGUGUUACUGAGGCAAAAUGAAGCGGUCAGUCAAAGUACUGUCAGACUUGGAGUUUCUGCUGAAGUUAAAAUGCUUUCUCUCAAACAAUGGAUAGAGAUUAAUAAUAAAUGCCAAACAAGGCAAAUGUGUGACUGAAACCCACAGUGAUAACUUCAUAACUUUUUUACAUUUUGCUCAAACUCAUUAUUUAUUUCCAUCUUUUAAAUGCAAAUAGAAGCAGAUCUGAAGCUGAAAAAUUCUUUUUGUGACCCUUCUGGCUCAGGUCAGGUAACCUCUAAGGUAAAUUAGGGAGGAUAGGGAAUCAGAAUCAGAAUCUAAUUAAAAUUGACAGGAGCCAAGGGUCCUUAUAAUGUAGCAGUUUUCAAGUAAUCUAGUUUGUGGGAAUUAUAAGAUUUUUCUUGCAAACCCAAAGUCAGAGAAACGUCAUGGUUAAUGGGCGAGAUCUGCCACAUGGCUACAGAAUGAGAGGGCAUGUGCAGUCACACGAUCAGAUGGGCAGUAAUCAAACCAACUUGUUAUUAUAAGUUGACAUUUAGAAUUAUUAUUCAAAUCUAAAUUGUAAUAAACAAUAGCUUAAUAGACUAUUUCAUAGAAAGACCAUAAGUUCUCAUACACAUCCAUAAACUGAGCUAAGCUAAGCUACAAUUCAACAUAUCUUUAUCUGAUAAAAAAAGUGUCUGAUUCUGGGUAAGAAAGAAAAACAACCAAAUAAUUAAUUUAAAAUGGAGAAAAAGGUUAUUGGUGUUGCAAAGGAACAUUUUAAAGUAGGUAGUUGUCUUUUCUCACCAUCAUCUGGUAUCUACAGAAGAGGAAAUGGAUAAACUUAGCAGUCAGCCACUGUGGCGCUUUCGUCUCUUAUUUAUCCUCGGAUGUGUUGACUGCCACCUGAAGGAUUGGAUCAGUGUCAGCUAGUAUCAGGUUGUGCCAAAAGCAUCCGCAGCAGCGCAGGGAAAGUGGCUGGUCGCCCCUAACUGAUUACUGACCGCACUAAAACGGACUGUUAUGUACGGACACAGCAGACCAUGCAUGUUUUUAGUAAGUCUGCAUUUCCGUUUUGAGGAGGCUAAUUCUAGAGGUUGAUCUGCAUCUCUUCAUUGUACAUACAUUUAUUUUAUUUAUUUAUUUAUUAUAUAUUUAUUUUAAUUAAUUUGUGUCUUAUGUGAUUCAUUUAUCAAAGUGACAUUUUUCAAAGGGUUAUAUUCUAUUGAACUUCACAUUUGAGCCUGAAUAAGCUAAUGCAUUGAUUGUUGGUUUUGUACUUUUAGUUUUCACAUUUUACAUGAUUUUCGAACAUUUUAGACCCCAUAGUGAAACAAUCUACAUCUUAGACAUUGAAAAUGCACUCUUUUAGACACCAGUGACCAUUAACAUCAUAAAUGCCUUUUAAGUCAUAAUGUGUAAGAGUAUAUUUUCCUCUGUGCAAGUGAGUGUCAAGUUCUUCGACACUGUUUCAUUAUUAAGAACAAGGAAACGAACAGUGGUGACAAAUUAUAAUUGCUAAAAUUUUUCAGAAUUUGGCAGCAAAACACAGAGUACAAUAUACAAAGAAGAAUUUGAAGAACUGACUGUCAUGGCUAAUAGUGUUUACAAUGUCUACUAACAUCUGUUUCGUGGCAUGGAAGACGAGGUUGUAUGGAAGCCUAUUACUGGCAAAACAGUCAGACAAAAACAAAUUGAAAAGUAUUAUCAAGCCAGCUAGCUUUAGCACUAGCUCAGUGCUCACUAGCUUUGGUUUGGGAGCGCUCACACCUUUAUUGGAACUUAAUGGUGACACUAAGCGACAACCUUAGGAUGGCAAGGUUAAAAUGUGCAGACAUGCAUUUAUAUGUUUUCAUUUUAAAAAAAACGAUUGACUUUACUUUUAAAGACCCUUUGUUCCACUGCAGCUUUUCACUCAUGGAAGGAAGUAACUGUUCAUUGUUUAUAAUUUAUAUUAAUUGGCUGCAGCUGAUAAAACAUAAGUUCAUGUUUAACAGAACAAGUACCUAAAACAUUCAGAAAGAUUUUUUAUAUUUACCUAAAUUAGUGUUUUUUAAUAACUGAAUGAAAUGGUUGUCAUUUAGCAAAGUUCACUGAAUCCUCUCUUAAUUUAAGGUGUAAUAUCAACAUGCAGAAACAUUGGCCACUACUUAAUCGUCCAUUCCAAACGUGCUCUGUACAAGCAAUUCUGCUCUUUCACUCUUAAACACUUGCUCACAAUUUGAUAACUGAUCUGACCAAUACAAUGUCUAUUGUGAUGUUAUAGUGUUUUAGCUUUUAUUGAACUUCCAAAAGGAUCAAAUGUAAGUUUACAUAUCAUGAACUGUGAAAUGCACAUUCCUGCAGUUCUCAAUCACAAACAACUAACACAAAACCUGUCUAUGGUACAAUAUAAUCUAAGAUACAUUUUUUAAAUAAAUAAUUCCUUUUAUUUAUAUUGCUGUCUACAGUUUUUGGUCUACAUCUGUCACCAUUUUGUUUAAAACUAUUGUACAGCACAACUUUAAGUAAGCAGUUAAAUAAAUACUGACAGUUUACUGAUAAUGUUGAAAUUGUCAGAAUCUGUGUGCCCUUCCAGUUUCAGUGUGUUUAUCCCACUGGUGCCUGUA